This is a messenger RNA of Amaranthus tricolor (Joseph's coat), 1676 nucleotides long. RefSeq names its product UDP-glycosyltransferase 89A2-like. The transcript has 2 exons. Gene Ontology annotation, molecular function: UDP-glycosyltransferase activity. Lineage: Eukaryota; Viridiplantae; Streptophyta; Magnoliopsida; Caryophyllales; Amaranthaceae. The record is from RefSeq and is a predicted model, not a curated record. Bases 48 to 1442 code for a protein of 464 amino acids.
GAAAUCAUAUCAUAUGAUCUCAAAUACACUCACCCAAAAAAAAUAUCAUGUCUACAACCAUUGCCACCCACAUACUAGUGUUUCCAUACCCUGCUCAUGGUCACAUGCCAGCCCUCCUAGACCUCACCCACCAAUUAGCUCUUAGAGGCCUAAAAAUCACCAUUCUAGUCACACCCAAAAACCUCCCUUCCUUGACCCCACUUCUCUCAACCCACCCAACAUCCAUAGAAACCUUAGUAUUACCCUUCCCUCUCCACCCCCGACUUCUGUCGGGGGUGGAGAAUGUGAAGGAUAUCGGAAACUCGGGCAAUGCCCCUAUAAUUUCAUCUCUUAGUAAGCUAAAAGAUCAAGUCAUAACAUGGUUCCGGUCCCACCCUUUUCCUCCGCAAGCUAUUAUAUCUGAUUUCUUCCUUGGGUUCACUCAAUAUUGGGCUACACAACUUAACAUUCCUAGACUUGCAUUUUUCUCUGUUUCUUCUUUUUUAACAUGUAUUCUUAAACAUUUAUGGGAGAAUUUGGAAACAAGAAAGGAAAAUUGUGAUGUUGUGAAGUUUCUAGAACUUCCUAGAACCCCAUGUUUGAAAAUAGACCAACUUCCCUCUAUAUAUAGGAAGUUUAAGGAAGGUGAUCCUGAUUGGGAGGCUGUUAAAGAGAGUUUGGUUAUGAAUUCCAAGAGUUGGGGUUAUGUUUAUAAUUCAUUUUAUGCCUUGGAAGGGGAGUUUUUGGAUCAUAUACCCAAGAUAUUAGGCCAUGGACGUGUGUAUACAAUUGGACCAUUAAGCACUAUUAAAAGGGUAAACCCAGAUUCAGAUACCACAUAUGCCCUAUUUAAUUGGCUUGAUACAUGCCCUGAUGAUAGUGUAGUGUAUGUCUGUUUUGGAAGUCAAAAACAGCUGACAGAACCUCAAAUUAAAGCUUUAGCUUCAGGUCUUGCGCAGAGCAAAAUCCGAUUUAUUUGGGUCAUCAAGUUGAUUAACGGUGAACAAAUCCCUAAUGGGUUUGAAGAACAAGUCUCUGAUCGUGGGAUCGUAAUACGAGGGUGGGCCCCACAAGUGGAGAUACUAACCCACAAAGCAGUAGGUGGGUUCGUAAAUCAUUGUGGAUGGAACUCGAUAUUGGAAAGUGUAAUGGCAGGUGUUAUGCUUUUAGUAUGGCCAAUGGAGGCUGAUCAGUUUGUUAAUGCUAAAAUUGUAGUUGAAUUCACAGGGAUUGCAGUGAAGUUGUGUGAAGGAGAAUAUACAAUCCCUGAUUCUGAUAAAUUGGCUCAAACUAUAAAGGAAUCAUUUGGGCAUGAUAUACCACAAAAGGUAAAGGCUAAGGAAAUAAGGGAGAAGGCACUAGAGGCAAUGAAACCUGGUAGAAGGUCAUGGGUUCGAAUCGAUGAAUUGGUAGAGGAUUUGAAACAAAUUAAGUACACAAAAUAUGAAAUGGAACAAUGUUAGUGCAUAAUAUAGAUUAAAAAUAAGGUUGCAUCACAUCGCAUCGCAUCGGUCGCGUUUUAAAGGUUAAUAUAUGUUUUGGACUGUAUCAACGAAUAUCUUGUGGUUUUGAUAAAUAUUUAGGCAUAAUGAUAACCGCAUCAAUCUCGUUACUACAUCAACGUUCUGUUAUCGUAUUUUUCACUAUAGUACAAAAUUUGUGAACCCUUAAUGAAUAUAUAUUGAGCCUUUAUCUUA